Monoraphidium neglectum is the source of this 570-nucleotide messenger RNA. RefSeq lists its product as hypothetical. NCBI's taxonomy places the organism in Eukaryota, Viridiplantae, Chlorophyta, Chlorophyceae, Sphaeropleales, Selenastraceae. The transcript is spliced from 3 exons. Bases 1 to 570 code for a protein of 189 amino acids. The record is from RefSeq and is a predicted model, not a curated record.
AUGGGCGACCCCAGCGCUCUGCUGCAUGAUAUCGAUAUCGAGGUGACGCAAGGACCGUCUGCGUCAUCUCCUCUGCAGCGUGACGCCGCCUCGCCCUCCUCGAAACCGCACUCCGCAGACCUGCAGCUGGGGGACGACGGCCUCCUCAUCGACGGCAAGACGGGCCGCGUGGUCAACGGGCUGGGGGCCACGCGCUUUGACGUGAAGCUGGCGGCGCUGAGGGGCGACCUGGACCCCAAGCCCUGGGAGGAGAACACGGAGAGGGCGCCGGGGGUGCUGCUGGGGUCCCUGGUGACUUUCCCCGCCGACUACACCUUCCAGGUGGUGGGCGCGUCCGCGGGCGGCUGCAGCAGUGGGGAGCAUGCAGAGUUUGUUGACGACAUGGUGGCCACUGUGGCGCGCCUGACGGAGACGCCCCUGCCCCUGGCCGACGGCGCUGUGAAGCGCAAGCAGCGGCUGGGGGGCAAGUACGUGAGCCUGUCCGUCACCGUCAACGUGCGCGCGCCCGAGCUGGUGACGCGCGUGUACGAGGAGCUGGGCAAGGACACACGCGUCAAGAUGAAGUUCUGA